AUGAAGCCCCUCCUCUCCUUCACCUCCCUCAUCCUCUUAUCCUUCGCCGUCGUCCUCCCUUUCGCCGCCUUUACGUUCAUCCUCCAUGGCUGGAGCUUCAGCUCCGACGUCCCGCGGCAUCAACCGGAGACGAUGGAGUACUGCAAUAUCUUCGAGGGGGUUUGGGUUUACGACGAGGCGGCGCGGCCGCUGUACGGCGAGGAAGACUGCCCCUACAUAUACGACCAGCUCAAGUGUCAGGCCUACGGGCGGCCAGACAGAGGAUACCAACAUUGGAGAUGGCAGCCCCGCGGCUGCUCGCUGCCCAGCUUCGACGCGAGCGCGGUGCUGGAAAUGCUUCGCGGCAAGCGCAUGAUGUUCGUCGGCGAUUCGGUGAACCACGGGCAGUUCUUCUCCAUGGUUUGCCUCCUCCAUCGCAUCAUCCCCUGGCACGCCAAGUCCUUCCAAUCCAAUGGCUCUCUCUCAGUCUUUAAAGCCAAGGAUUACAAUGCAUCUAUUGAAUUCUACUGGGCUCCAUUUCUCGUCGAGUCAAACUCAGAUAACGCGGUGGCGCACCGGAUCGGAGAGCGGGUCAUUCUUCCAUGGUCCAUCGACUUUCACGCGCGGCACUGGAAGGGGUCCCACAUCAUUGUCUUCAACACCUACCUAUGGUGGAUGAACGGGGCCUCCUUAAAGAUUCUGCGAGGGGAAUUUGAAGGGGAUAGGGAGGUGAUGGAGAUGGUGAGGGAGGAUGCAUAUGAGUUGGCAUUGAAGAGUAUGGUUGAAUGGGUGGAGGAGAACAUGGACCCACACAAUUCUAGGGUCUUUUUCACCACCAUGUCACCAACUCAUUGGAGGAGUCGAGAAUGGGGAGGCGAUCCUAACGGGAACUGCUUCAACCAGACGACUCCGAUCGAGGACCCAACGUACUGGGGAGAAGACAGCAGUAAAAGCAUGAUGCGGGUCGUUGCGGAGGCGUUGAGCUCCACAACGGUCCCGAUCACUAUUCUCAACAUCACGCAGCUCUCGGAAUACCGCAAGGACGCGCACCCGCAGAUAUACAAGAAGCAGUGGACCCCUCCGACGACAGAACAGCUCGCGAACCCCAAGAGCUACGCCGAUUGCAUCCACUGGUGCCUUCCGGGACUCCAUGAUACCUGGAAUGAGCUCUUAUAUGCCAAGCUCUUGACCCCUUAGUUGAUCUUCAUUCUC
Ananas comosus (pineapple) is the source of this 1191-nucleotide messenger RNA. RefSeq names its product protein trichome birefringence-like 33. The transcript has 6 exons. Lineage: Eukaryota; Viridiplantae; Streptophyta; Magnoliopsida; Poales; Bromeliaceae. Gene Ontology annotation, cellular component: Golgi apparatus. The record is from RefSeq and is a predicted model, not a curated record. Gene Ontology annotation, molecular function: O-acetyltransferase activity. Bases 1 to 1176 code for a protein of 391 amino acids.